AUGGAAAUCACCGAGAGUUCGGUCGAAGUCGAGAGAGUGGAUAAGUUCUUGUCUGCUGACGAAAUUUCGUCAUUGUCCAAGAAAAUUCCGAGAACUCCACCAACUCCUAAAUCAGCUAGGAGUGUAAGAACACCUGUGGAUGGGGUGAAACUAGCAUUUGACGAUUUCAUUUCUAUUCUCUAUCAAUCACAUGGACGAAGUUACGAUGAGCAAGUUAGAAAGUUUGAAUCGAGCACAGGAUUGAAGCGUGAACAGGGAGUAUACUGCUUCGGUUUCUUAUUAGCAAUUUAUCUUAUAAUGGGAAGAAGUGCUGAAUUCGUUUGCAAUAUUAUUGGCUAUGCUUUUCCUGCGUAUAAGAGCGUCCAGGCUGUUCGAUCAAAUACAACUGAUGAUGAUACUCACUGGUUGAUUUACUGGAUUGUUUUCGCAACUUUCUCCAUAGUUGACUUUUUUGCUCAAUCAGUCUGUAGUUGGUUUCCACCAUAUUGGUUGUUGAAAGCAGCCUUUCUGGUGUAUCUCUACCUUCCACAAACAGAAGGAGCAAUCCAUGUUUAUGAGAAAGUCAUCGACCCAUUGUACAAUAGUAUUGACAAGUACAUUCAAAAAAAAAUUUACAGUAGCAUAAAAAUAAAUUAA
Auanema sp. JU1783 is the source of this 636-nucleotide messenger RNA. The record is from the annotation of a GenBank genome assembly. Lineage: Eukaryota; Metazoa; Nematoda; Chromadorea; Rhabditida; Rhabditidae.